UAGGCCGCCGGAGACGCUUCUUUACUUGCGUUAUCAGAGGCAGCACGUCCAGCUUGACAAACCGCAGGCGGCUCCCGAUAGGGAAGCGCGUGGGCGCCAAUCUAGGAGACCAAACCCGCCUCACCGCGGCAGCCAGCCCGACCCCAUCCGCGAGUCUUUUCUCCCCCGAGGUCCUUCUCGGAGCCCAGGAAGCCUAGCAGCGCCGAGAGAGCGCCCCUCAAAGGGUGCAGCGGGCAGGUUCGGACCCGCGGCACAUCACGCGGCGGCGAGUGUGCGCCCUGAGCCUCCACCUCCGAGCAGUCGCCGGAUUGCAGCCUCACUCGGCGCAAGGAACUGCCCAGCCCCGGCUCUCUCGAUCGGGAGAAGCUGUGCAGGUCGGUAGCGAGGCCGGCGAGCUCGCCCACUCAUCUCGGCCCACUCCGUCGUCCUGGGCGUUCGAAGAUGUCCGCCAAGCCCGAGGUCGGCUUCGUGAAAGAGGCUUCUCGCCAGAUCCUGGCCGGUGGUUCCGCUGGUCUUGUAGAAAUUUGCCUGAUGCACCCCCUCGAUGUGGUGAAAACCAGGUUCCAGAUUCAGAGAUGUGCAACUGAUCCAAACAGUUAUAAAAGCUUGGGAGACAGUUUUCGAACAAUUUUCCGAAUAGAAGGGCUGUUUGGUUUUUACAAGGGAAUUCUGCCACCCAUCUUGGCUGAAACACCAAAAAGAGCAGUGAAGUUUUUCACCUUCGAGCAGUACAAGAAAUUGCUAGGAUAUGUGUCACUGUCACCAGCAUUGACAUUUGCCAUUGCUGGAUUAGGAUCUGGACUAACAGAAGCUAUCGUGGUUAACCCUUUUGAGGUAGUAAAGGUUGGCUUGCAAGCGAAUCGGAACAAAUUUACAGAGCAACCAUCCACUAUGAGUUAUGCAAGACACAUCAUUAAGAAGGAAGGCUUGGGACUCCAGGGCCUCAACAAAGGAUUUACAGCAACUUUGGGACGUCAUGGGGUUUUCAACAUGGUAUAUUUUGGCUUCUACUACAAUGUCAAAAACAUUGUUCCUGUCAAUAAGGAUCCAACCUUGGAGUUUUUGAGAAAAUUUGGGAUUGGUCUUCUCUCGGGCACAAUAGCCUCAGUCAUUAACAUCCCUUUUGAUGUUGCCAAAAGUAGGAUUCAAGGGCCUCAGCCAGUUCCUGGAGAGAUCAAGUACAGAACCUGUUUUAAAACAAUGGCAACAGUCUACCAGGAAGAAGGGAUUUUAGCUUUGUACAAAGGCCUGCUUCCCAAGAUUAUGAGGCUUGGACCAGGUGGUGCAGUGAUGCUGCUGGUUUAUGAAUACACCUAUUCAUGGCUUCAAGAGAACUGCCCAAUAUUCAAUAAGAGGGUCACUAAAAGUAGAAAGAAAAAAAAAAAAAAAACAAGAUGCGUCUGUCGUACAACUGCAUCCUAUCCUUUGCAGACUGGGAACUCCAGAUGUCAAUAGGAGUUUUACAAGAUCAAAGGAAGACUAUGGCCCUGAGAGUUCAUCUGCUCCUUCUGCUUAUUCUUCUCCUGAAGUUAUAAUCCUCUGUUUGUAGCACUGACUUUCGGUUGCUUUAGAAAUAAAUGCAGUUCAAAGCCCUCUAA
Molecule: messenger RNA, 1598 nt
Organism: Felis catus (domestic cat)
Lineage: Eukaryota; Metazoa; Chordata; Mammalia; Carnivora; Felidae
Gene: SLC25A21
Product: solute carrier family 25 member 21
Exons: 12
Coding region: 442-1455 (337 amino acids)
Biological process (GO): transmembrane transport
Source: RefSeq, a predicted model, not a curated record